AUGGCGUGUUUUGGCUGGCUAGUCCUGGCAGUCCUGGUGGUAGGCAACGCUGCAGACGAGGCCUCCGAUCCUGAGGGGCUGCUGGAACCCACAGAGGGUCCUGACUCCGAGUAUACUAUCUUCGUGGGUCGCUGGUCUGAAUGCGAACUUCAGGAGAGGGACCGUGCGGCGGAAAGAUACACCAAGCAGAAGAACCCGGACUCCCUAGUGCACACCCCGCGCCUCGGGCUCCAACGGCGGCAGGUGCAAUGUCGACGGAAAGAUGGCCGCUUCGUCGAACCUAUAUUCUGUGGCAAAGCUAUACAGCACAUGGGCGCAUUCAGGAUAUGCGUGAUGAAGGAUGACUGCAUCCUCGGGGACUGGUUUCCAUGGCGACCCAGGGCCGACGGCUUGCUGGUGCGCACUCGAAGGCUGCAGCGGCUACCACAAGGAGGCGGAAAGGAUUGCGACUUGAUAGAAGAAGUGAGACCCGGGGUGUUGGAGCCCACUGCGCAUUGGACCCCCGGCCCUUGGGGCUCGUGUCGUGUCACCAUCGAGCAAACCGCUACCCCGCCCCCUGCAAAUGAUGACAGCGACGAUGAUGCUGACGAUAACGAUGCUAUCUAUGAUGACGAUGAUGAUGAUGAACAAGCAGAUGAAGAUGAUAAAGAGAACGCCCAAGCCAGCUGUGGAGGAGGACUACAAAGACGCGAAGCCACGUGUGUGCGAGCUGACGGCAGUUUCUUGCAUACGUCUCAUUGUGCGCAUGCGACUCUUCCUACACUAGUCCAGCCUUGUGAGGUGCCAUGUCCGCGGGAUUGUGAAGUGGGCGAGUGGGGUGAAUGGGGUGCCUGCCAGCCCACCGACGGCUGUCCGCUUUAUCCUGUCCAGCAACUUACCACUGCUGGCUACAGCGUACGCCGGCGCCGCGUGAUCACCGCGGCGUCUGGGGGCGGAGCUCCCUGCCCCCCUCUGGAAGAAAAGAGGACUUGUUCCACCCCUCGGUGCGCCUCGUGGAAAGCCUUGCCUUGGGGCCCGUGCAUCUUGAAUCGACCACAUACCAGUUGCGGCCCUGGGAAACGCACUCGUGAGCUAAGAUGUGUGGGACAUGAUGGGAAAGAGGCUCAGCGUGCUUGGUGUAGUGGUACUGCGGCUCCAACCCGCAUGGAAAGAUGCCACAUCGCCUGCGCCGGCGACUGCGUGGUGUCUUCUUGGGGAAGUUGGUCGCCUUGCUCGGGUUCCUGUGCUGUGGCCACCAAUCCACCACCCACCAGGACAAGAAGGAGGCAUAUCCUGGCUCACGCUACUCCUAGCGGUUGGCCCUGUCCGGCGGAAGACCAGCUUGUCCAAACCGAACCUUGCAACAACCACGCGUGCGCCACUUACUCCUGGCUCGCCACUCCCUGGGGACCCUGCGAGCGGCGGCGGCAGGAUUACAUUUCAAACACCAACUAUACGGAUUUGCAAGAUGGAGAACCAUUCAACUUCAAUGACGAAGAUGAGCCGUGUGUGGAAGAAGGUGAGAUGACACGCGACGUGAUGUGUGUGCAGAACAACGCUGACGUGGUCAGAGAAGCACUGUGUGCCCCCCUCCAUCGGCCGUCAUCGCGUCGCGCGUGUACAUUGCGAUGCGUACGCGGCUGCCGCGUGGAAGCUUGGGGUCCUUGGUCGCCGUGCCCGAAUACUUGUGCGCCCGAAAAACAGAUACGUGUACGCGCCGUCCACGGCGGGCCGAACUGCGGGCCGCGCGAGCAGUCUCGGCCGUGCCCGGCGGCGCGCUCGUGCCGGCCGCGCGACGCCGCGUGGGCCGGCGGCGAGUGGGGCGUGUGCCGCCUGCCGCCCGACCGCCGCUGCGGCGCGGGCUACCGGCUGCGCAGUAUCUGGUGCGGGUCGGAGUCUCACCGUGUGGAGGCCGGCGCGUGCGCAGGACUGCGAGUGCCUCAAAGCGUGGUCCCGUGUUCGGUGCCGUGCGACCGCAUCCCCUUCUACACCUGCCACGUCAUCUGUUCGGACCCGCUCAAGUACUUGGAUGCGUCUCACCCAGAUAUUCCAAGCUGCGUUUGCAAAAACGUGUCUUUGGAACUUCUUCCUGCCGAUUCUGACUGCAUCCUACCACCAGGACUGGAGUGUGGAGAAGGCAGAUCUUUGAGAGCAGCGCGCUGUAUGGUCGAAGGUCGAGACGUGCCGAUGGAUGUUUGCAAGAAAUAUCAUCCUCUUACUGGACCUAAUCGCGUGCGGGAAGCAUCAACGGACGGCUUCUCCUAUGACGAGGAGUUCCCGAAUUUGCUGCGCGGGCCCUGCAGCGUGAGCUGCGCACGAGACUGCGUGGCCGGACCCUGGGGCCAGUGGGGGCCCUGCGACACCGAGGUCGGGUCCCGAUCCGCUUUCCGGUACCGGACCAGGGAAGUGAUAGAAAUCGGUUCGGUCGGCGGGCGCGAGUGUGGCGCCACCUUGCAGCGCGCCACGUGCAACGAGUCCUUGCCGCGCUGGGCCGUCGGCGAGUGGAGCGUGUGCGCACCCUUCCGCGCGCUGUGCGGCCGGGCCCUCGUCAACAGGACUGUCUCUUGCGUGGACGAAGAAGGCGUAAAGCUGUCCAAGACGAAGUGCCUGGGCAGCGGCGCGGGGCCGAUGCCGCCCAAGGAGAUGGAGUGCCGCGCGCCCUGCCCCGGGGACUGCGUGCUCAGCUCCUGGUCCGAGUGGAGCCCCUGCGAGCGGUCGCAAUCCGGCAGCGGUCGUCGUGACCGCACCCGCGUGGUGCUCCGGCCGGCGCUGGAGGGCGGCGAGCCGUGCGGCGCUCUCGUGGCGGCCGAGAACUGCUUCCCACGCGCCUACAGGUGGCACGUCGCGCCCUGGGACGACUGCCAGCCGCUAGGAGGGUCCCCUUGCGGCGAAGGCAUCAAGCGGAGAGCUGUUCGGUGUAUACGAGAUGAUGGCGCUUUUGUCAACAAUUCGUUCUGCCCAAACGGAAGUCCAGAAGAUGAGAGUAUGUCCUGGUGUUAUGUGCCGUGUGGAGUGGACUGCGAGGUGGGGGAGUGGGGCCCGUGGGACACCUCCGCGUGCUCGUGCGGCGACGCGUCCACGGCGAGACACAUGCGACGGACUAGGCCACACCUGACAACGGCGGUGUGGCCGGGCCGCGCCUGCCCGCCCACAGAGCAGCGCGCGCCGUGCCCGCGGGAGCCCUGCCUCAGACUCGUGGCGAGACCUACUCUGGGCUGCCAUGUACAGACUGCAUCACGCGAAGAAGCGGACGGCGCAUGCGGCUGGGGCGUGAAGAUCUCGCACGCUCGCUGCGAACUCUCCAGCGUCGGCGAAAUGUCCUCCACUUACCUGGACCCGUGGCGCUGCGCCGUAGCCCUCCCCGGCAGGAUUGUAGGCCCGCCCUUGCAUUUCCAGGAGGAAGAAGCGUGUCAAGUGGACUGUGACUGCGAGUCGUCCCUGGGGGCGCCGGGGCCCUGGGGCGCGUGGGGGCCCUGCCGCGGCGGCGCGCGCUCCCGGACCCGCCAGCUGCUGCUGCCCGCCAGGCGAGCGUGCCGGACCCCCAAUAGAUUGGUGACCAUCGAAUGGGCGAACUGUACUGGUUCUGCUGACGAGAUCCAAGACUUGUUGGCUGUUGAACGCGGAGAAGACAAGCCGCGCCGCGCCUGGCUCGAGAAGGAUGUGUACCAUGACGGGUACAUCGAGGGUAGCACCUCGGUGCUGGCAGUAGUAUGGACAGCUACCAUCGUCCUCAGCUUCUACGGGGCUUUCAUGCUCUACAGAGGAUUUAUCAGGUGUCUCAGAAGCAGAAAAAUGAAGACCAUCACCAAAGUGUAA
Messenger RNA from Amyelois transitella, 3795 nucleotides. RefSeq names its product thrombospondin type-1 domain-containing protein 7A-like. NCBI's taxonomy places the organism in Eukaryota, Metazoa, Arthropoda, Insecta, Lepidoptera, Pyralidae. Gene Ontology annotation, cellular component: extracellular matrix. Gene Ontology annotation, biological process: cell adhesion. The record is from RefSeq and is a predicted model, not a curated record. Bases 1 to 3795 code for a protein of 1264 amino acids. The transcript has 28 exons.